This is a messenger RNA of Sycon ciliatum, 6036 nucleotides long. RefSeq lists its product as uncharacterized. Gene Ontology annotation, biological process: proteolysis; DNA integration. The record is from RefSeq and is a predicted model, not a curated record. The coding region runs from base 1 to 6036 and encodes 2011 amino acids. Lineage: Eukaryota; Metazoa; Porifera; Calcarea; Leucosolenida; Sycettidae. Gene Ontology annotation, molecular function: nucleic acid binding; aspartic-type endopeptidase activity; zinc ion binding. The transcript has a single exon.
AUGUCAAGUGAAGACUCUAAUCGUACUAGUGAAGCCACUGAAGGUUGUGCUACAGCCACAACAUGUCAGGAAGAUGACUCCCAGAAGAAAGGCCUGCAGGCCAUCAAGGACGCGCAGAAGCGUCGACGCCGGUGCAUGCGAAGAUACGAGCGCAUCAGGGCAUGUACUGCGUACAUUUUGGAAAAAACAACAGAAAGCUAUGUGGAAGUAUGGAUCGAUCCAAAGAGGCUUCAGCCCCAGAUUGACGAUGCUGUACAGUUGAAACGAGAAAUACUACUCACCCAGGAUGAGAUUUUCAAUGUUCUGGACGACUUAGAAAGAUGUAGUGUACACGACGAAGAAGAGGAGUGGGAGCGUGAAUUUAAUGUGUCUUGGCGCAUUUUUGAAGAUGCCCAGAUAGCUGUCGACCAAGUCGUAUUUGAAGAGGAGAAAUUGAAGCGUCAGUCCCAAUCCGCCAUUCUGGCUGCUCAGCAACAGCACCAGAAAGCCUCAGUGACUUCAGUGGAUGCCACCACCAAUAGUGCCAGUGCCACUGAGGACAUACCAGUAGUUGACGAGGAGGCGCAUCAACAAACAGCAGUGCAGCUGGAAGAAGAUUCUAGAGACCAGAACGAGUCUCCAGCUAUGAUCAUUGUAGAUGGCAUCCGACGAGCAUCGUCAAGUCUCAGUAUCCACAGUGCACCAACAACGCUGUCCACCAUUGAGGUGGCGGCACAGGCAGCAGUAGCAGCCAUGCAAGCUGCACGCUCCAGUCCAGUGGUGAAACUUCCUCAGCUGAAACUGUCUCAGUUCAAUGGAGACAUCAUGGACUGGCCAGAAUUCUGGCAGACAUUUGAGUCCUCUGUUGGUCUUCGUCAAUCGUUGCCGGACGUAUCAAAAUUCACGUACCUCAAAAGCGUCCUGACGGGUGUCGCCGCAGCAGCCAUCGAAGGCAUUCCAAUAACAGCAGCUAACUAUCCUAUCGCAGUUACGAUGCUGAAGGACAAAUUUGGACAGCCUGAGCUGAUAGUGGCAACACUGUAUCGUAAACUGGCACAGCUGCCACAAUGUAACAACCGGUUUACUGAAGUGAAGGCUACCAUUGACCAAAUGGAGAAACUCCUUCGUCAAUUGGAAGCUCAGGGAGAGAACCUGGAUACUCAGCGCGUCCUCAUUCAGCAACUCUUCUCGAAGUUCCCGUUCCAGCUCGUCAGCAAACUGGAGGAGCAGAAAUCCGACCAUACUGUGCCAUGGACGGUCAAAACAGUACGGGAGAUGCUAGCGAAGUAUGUAGCAAUGCAGAACACAGUUCGUCAGUUCACCGACAACAUCAGCCAGACACCUCAGCCUAAGAUACAUGGACACCAGCAACAACACCAUCGUCCACCAACAAUGGGAUUCGUAUCCAGCCAGGCAAGCCCCAGAAGAGAACCGUCCUGCGUCUUCUGUCGGUCAAGCCAUUUCAGUGAUGAGUGUACCAACUACUCAACACUGGAUUCCAGGAAGGAUCAACUGUUGUCCCUACGUAGGUGCUUUGUGUGCCUCAAAGAAGGCCAUAUCGCAAGGAAUUGUGCACACCGUAGUAGAAAUUGCUACCACUGUAGCGGAACAGGCCACAGUCGUGCUAUUUGUCCCAAGAAGGGUCAACAAUAUAAUCCAGCAGUCGAAGUUCCGAAACACCAGCAAACAAAUUCACUGGCCAAUGGCAGUCCACAGACAGCAGCAAUCGCAGCUUUGUCACAGACAGAGAUGCCAAGCCAAGAGCCGGCGGCAAUUCCAGAUGAAACCACGGAACUAGCCACCACGAGCGUCUCAACACUGAAAGCAGUUAUUCAGUCAGCCAUGCUGCAAACCGCUAAGUGUAACGUGACUGACCAUUGUGGGAAGAAGGUCAUGGUCAACGCACUACUGGACAGUGGCAGCCAACGAUCGUUCAUCACUGCAGCUCUAGCUAAACGACUCCAGCUACCAGUCGAGAAUGAAGAGAGGCUCUACCUGAACACCAUGGCAGCAACUAAGUCCAAGAGCUUCAAUUCGCAAUCGUUCCAACUCGCUGUCAACCUCCGAGACGGUAACAUGGCACAGAUAAUGGUGAAUACUCUGCCUACCAUAACCAACCCAAUUGUGAAACAAGCCGUGCAACAGACCGACUUGGCGUUUCUUGAACAGCUGUCUCCAACAGCGCUAGCAGAUUCUGUGCCUCACGCAAUGGAAACUGUCAACAUCGACUUUCUAAUUGGUGCUGACUACUUUUGGCAACUGGUGGGCAAUAAUGUUAUCACACUGCCAUCAGGACUCAAGCUAGUCUCCUCCGAAUUUGGAUACCUGCUCACCGGCUGCAGUUCACUACCGGAUGAAUGCAGCAAUGAUGACACGACCUCCCUGGUGGUUACCAGCAGCGGUUCAAUUUUCUCAGGAGCUGCAAGCAUCUCCAACCGUAACACAGAGGACAGGGUACUGUCUCAAUUCUGGCAACUGGAGAAUAUCGGAAUCAAGGAUUCACCCUACGCGAAUGAUGACGAAAUCGCACUGGCGCAAUUUCGCAAGACAACGGAAAAUUCCGAUGGCAGGUAUUCCAUCCAAUGGCCAUGGAAGCCUGAUGACACCAAAGAUCAACUUCCUAGCAACUACGGCUUAGCCCUUGGCCGAAUGAAAUCACUGGCCAAACGACUCGCUACAGACGGACAGCUGCUCGAGAGUUAUGACAAGGUGAUCCGACAGCAGCUAGCUAAGGGAAUCAUUGAAGAAGUUCAACUUUCCGGAACCAGUGGUAAACAACACUAUUUGCCACACCACCCCGUUGUGACACCAGCGAAGUCAACAAAGGUCAGGAUAGUGUAUGAUGCAUCAGCCAAAGCGAGUGCAACAUCUCCAAGCCUGAACGACUGCCUCUACCGUGGCCCAGUGCUACUCCCUGACCUCUGCGGCCUGCUAAUGCGUUUCCGUCUCAAGCCAAUUGUGAUUAGCGCUGACGUAGAGAAAGCAUUUCUUCAAAUUUCUAUUCAGCCAAGUGACAGGGACGUCACCCGAUUCAUCUGGUACAAGGACUGUACCACACCUGAGAAGGUUAACGGCAAUGUCACAGCGUACCGUUUCUGUCGAGUGCCGUUCGGUGUAGUCUCGAGCCCAUUUCUGCUCGCUGCUACCAUUCAGCUGCACCUCACACAGGCCCAGACCGAUGUGUCUGGUGCUAUUGCACGUGAUCUGUAUGUGGACAACCUAAUAACCACGGUCUACUCCCCAGAAGAAGGUAUUCAUCUCUACAAGGAAGCCAAGCAGCUGUUCUCAGAUGCAUCCAUGAACCUACGGGACUGGACCUCCAACUCCGACAAAGUGUUGGACAAGAUUCAAGAAAUCGACCGAUUGCCAUCAGCAUCUACCAAAGUCCUUGGGCUCAAGUGGGAUAGCAAAGCAGAUAACAUCGCCGUGUCCAACAGCAUCAAUGAGAAAUCAGUCGGUCCAGUCACAAAGCGCAGCGUGCUGAACAAAGUGGCAAGCGUGUUUGACCCACUCGGAUUGAUGACACCAUCUACACUGCAAGGGAAGCGGUACCUUCGUCGGCUAUGGGAGGAAGGUCUGGAGUGGGAUGCCCCAUUGUCCGCACCAAUGCUCCUGGAGUGGGACAACAUCCAAUCAGCACUCCGGCAGACGACGACCGUCACCAUUCCAAGGUUCAUUGGUCCUGCGAGUGCAAGUCAACCGAUGAGUCUACAUAUCUUCACAGAUGCAUCCAAGGAUGCAUAUGCAGCAGCAGCUUACCUCCAAGUGCAGAUUCCGGAUUCCAACAAGUACACGGUGAAUCUCAUCUUCUCCAGAUCCCGACUGACCCCGUCAGCCAACAAACCGUCCAAGAAGCAAUCAGUCACCAUUCCUCGUAUGGAACUGCUCGGCGUGGUCAUCGGAUUCAGGAUGGUCAAGUUCAUCCAAUCCCAGCUUCAACUUCAGAACAACAUCCCAACAUACCUCUGGACUGAUGCCAAGUGUGUUCUCCACUGGCUCACAACGCCCCAUCAUCUCUCAACAUUUGUUGCCAAUCGUGUGAAGGAAGUGAAAUCCAAUCAGCAGCUACAGUUUCGUCACGUUCAGUCCCAGGACAACCCUGCAGACAUAGCAACACGCGGUCUUCAGCCAGAGGAGUUGAAGGAGUCUUCUCUCUGGUGGCAGGGUCCUGCAUGGCUAGCAGGAGACAAAGAGGACUGGCCAACAGGAAAACUGAUCGUCACGCAAGAAGACAUUGCAGAAGCAGACAAAGAGAGACGCUCCCCUCUCAUUACAAUUGGGAACACAGCUGCCGUCAUCAACGACAGCACAGAAACGUAUUCGCUUCAGGCAGCAGAACAACGUGUUUCAUCCCUCAGAUCGCUCUUGAGGACUACAGCAAUCUGCCUCCGUUUCAUUGGCAAAAAGAUCUGGAGCAAGGUCAGUAGCAGCACACGAGAGAAGCUACGGCCAAAGAUUCCCCUCGCAGCAAUGGUCUUUGAUGAUGCUUCGCGCACCAAGUACGUAGCAGCCAGUGAUCUCAGCAUCGCAGAGAAGAUCAUCAUCAGACAACACCAACAACAGAACUUCACGGAUGCGUUCAAAGCUAUAGACAGCGGUACUCGUCACCCCCUUCAAGACCAGCUCGGACUUCGCCUGGAUGCUGAAGGACUGCUAAGAUGCCAUGGAAGGCUAGACAAUGCUCAGCUACCUGAAGAUGCGACUCGCCCUAUGCUGAUAUCCCGACACAGUAAGCUAAGUACUCUGAUCAUCCGGGAAGUUCAUGCGCGUCUCAUUCAUGCCGGAGUGUCUCACACACUUGCCCAGAUUCGACAGAAGUACUGGCUUCCACAAGGGCGAGCAGCUGUGAAAGCCGUUCUGAGUAAAUGUGUCAUUUGUCAGAAACACGAAGGGCAACCGUUCCGUCUACCCCAGAUGCCACAGCUACCAGCAGAACGAGUACAGCAGUCUCAUCCAUUUCAGUACAUCGGCCUCGACUAUCUCGGCCCAUUCAGCGUCAACAUCAGCAGUACAACACAGAAGGUAUGGGUGUGCCUCUUCACCUGUAUGGCAACCCGUGCGGUUCAUUUGGAAGUAGUGAUGGGAUUAACAACGGCCCAGUUCGUCAACUGUUUGAAACGAUUCAUUGCCAGGCGAGGACGACCUGACAAGAUCAUCUCAGACAAUGCGCCACAGUUCAAGUUGGCACAGACGUACCUCGAUCAGAAGUGGAAAAAGAUCCUAACCUGCCCUGAGCUGGCCUGCUACCUUGCAGAACACAAGGUAACCUGGGUUUUCACCACUGAGUUUGCACCGUGGCAAGGCGGUUUCUAUGAGCGACUAGUUGGUCUGGUGAAGCGAGCUUUCCACAAAGCCAUUGGCCGCAGUCGAUUCACCUACGAGCAGUUCAACACAAUCACAACGGAAGUUGAGGCAAUGCUCAACACACGCCCAUUGACGUAUGUACCGUCAGAGUCGACAGAUGGAAUCAUCACGCCAAACCACUUCAUUGCCCCAACUCGCUCACUGGGACUUCCUGACGAUAUCCAGUCAGAUGACUACAUGCCCCAACGAGAUCCAGUCGCUACUAUUACGUCACUGCAGAAGAAGCAGCAAGCUGCACUGGACACGUUCUGGAAGUUGUGGAGAGAUGACUAUAUCCUUGCACUUCGCAGCCGACAGCCAAUCAACCAUCGUCUCAGGAGGAGCCGAACCACUGAUCCCAAGAUCGGCGACAUGGUCAUGAUCAAGAACGACCAGCUACCACGUGGAAUGUGGAAGAUGGGAAAAAUCAGAGAACUGCAUGACAGCGCGCAGGACGGCAAGACUCGUUCGGCGACAGUACAGACGACCAACUCCAUCCUGAACCGACCGAUCAACCACCUCUACCCGCUAGAAGUGAACGCAACGGAGGAGAAGGAGAACACUGAUGUCAUCGACAACGGCAGCACUGAUGUUGCUAGCAGCAGGCCUCAGCGCAUGGCCGCCCAGAAGGCAAAGGAAAGGCUCAAUGCACAAAUGCAGGCUGAGCUGGUGUCUGUAGCUUUCACCUUUGUUUCUACGUAUGUAUGUAUGUAG